This is a messenger RNA of Condylura cristata (star-nosed mole), 1131 nucleotides long. It is a transcript of the gene ZIC2, whose product is annotated as Zic family member 2. Gene Ontology annotation, cellular component: nucleus. Gene Ontology annotation, biological process: central nervous system development; regulation of transcription by RNA polymerase II. NCBI's taxonomy places the organism in Eukaryota, Metazoa, Chordata, Mammalia, Eulipotyphla, Talpidae. The transcript has 4 exons. The annotation marks the transcript as partial. The record is from RefSeq and is a predicted model, not a curated record. Gene Ontology annotation, molecular function: DNA-binding transcription factor activity, RNA polymerase II-specific; RNA polymerase II cis-regulatory region sequence-specific DNA binding.
GUCGGCUCCUACUCCGGGCCGCCCUUCAACUCCACCCGGGACUUCCUUUUCCGCAGCCGCGGCUUCGGGGACUCGGCGCCCGGCGGCGGGCAGCACGGGCUGUUCGGGCCGGGGGCCGGCGGCCUGCACCACGCGCACUCGGACGCGCAGGGCCACCUCCUCUUCCCCGGGCUCCCGGAGCAGCACGGGCCGCACGGCUCCCAGAAUGUGCUCAACGGGCAGAUGCGCCUCGGGCUGCCGGGCGAGGUGUUCGGGCGCUCGGAGCAGUACCGCCAGGUGGCCAGCCCGCGAACCGACCCCUACUCGGCCGCGCAGCUGCACAACCAGUACGGCCCCAUGAAUAUGAACAUGGGCAUGAACAUGGCAGCCGCCGCGGCCCACCACCACCACCACCACCACCACCCCGGUGCCUUCUUCCGCUACAUGCGGCAGCAGUGUAUCAAACAGGAGCUCAUCUGCAAGUGGAUCGACCCGGAGCAGCUGAGCAACCCCAAGAAGAGCUGCAACAAAACUUUCAGUACCAUGCACGAGCUGGUGACCCACGUCUCGGUGGAGCACGUCGGCGGCCCGGAGCAGAGCAACCACGUCUGCUUCUGGGAGGAGUGCCCGCGCGAGGGCAAGCCCUUCAAGGCCAAAUACAAACUGGUCAACCACAUCCGCGUGCACACCGGCGAGAAGCCCUUCCCCUGCCCCUUCCCGGGCUGCGGCAAGGUCUUCGCGCGCUCCGAGAACCUCAAGAUCCACAAAAGGACCCACACAGGGGAGAAGCCGUUCCAGUGCGAGUUUGAGGGCUGCGACCGGCGCUUCGCCAACAGCAGUGACAGGAAGAAGCACAUGCACGUCCACACCUCCGAUAAGCCCUAUCUGUGCAAGAUGUGCGACAAGUCCUACACACACCCCAGCUCGCUGCGGAAACACAUGAAGGUCCAUGAGUCCUCCCCGCAGGGCUCCGAGUCCUCCCCGGCUGCCAGCUCUGGCUACGAGUCGUCCACGCCCCCGGGGCUGGUGUCCCCCAGCGCGGAGCCCCCGAGCAGCUCUAACCUCUCCCCGGCGGCGGCGGCGGCUGCGGCGGCGGCAAGGGUGACCGAUGCCGCCGGGCUAGCCCUCCCCCGCGGCCCUGCCAGCUCCUGA